This is a messenger RNA of Plectropomus leopardus (leopard coralgrouper), 2999 nucleotides long. RefSeq names its product cytochrome P450, family 27, subfamily C, polypeptide 1 (gene cyp27c1). Gene Ontology annotation, molecular function: heme binding; iron ion binding; monooxygenase activity. Gene Ontology annotation, cellular component: mitochondrial inner membrane. The record is from RefSeq and is a predicted model, not a curated record. NCBI's taxonomy places the organism in Eukaryota, Metazoa, Chordata, Actinopteri, Perciformes, Serranidae. Gene Ontology annotation, biological process: cellular response to peptide hormone stimulus; C21-steroid hormone biosynthetic process; cholesterol metabolic process.
GACUCUUUAAAAGUCUUCCAUAAUACAAUCCCAUCUAAUAUUACAUUACCACACAGGGAGGACUGCGUUUACACGUGCCGUGAACAUGCAUUUGCAGAUGUGAACUCUGCCACUUUUAGACUUUGCAAGACGACUCAGUCAGAUUUCAGGUUGUCGCGCACGGAAACACCGAAAAGUCUUCAAAUCAUGGCAAUCCUAAAACAUUUUACAACAGCAUGCUGGAGGAGUUUAGAAGGCGACCGGCUAAACACGCAGCUGUUCUUCAUUUUACGCGCCUUGCACAAAUCAGCCGCCAGCGAAGCUUUUCGGAUCUCCGCGGCUGGAGAAGAGGCCAUUCCUGAAAGAUUGAUCACACCGGCGGAUGUUGGCGAGAAACCCAGAAUCAUGACCCUGAAGGAGAUGCCUGGACCGAGCACCCUGGCAAAUUUGAUUGAGUUCUUCUGGAGAGACGGGUUUAGCAGAAUUCAUGAAAUUCAGAUGGAGCACAAGAAGAGAUAUGGCAAAAUUUUCAAAUCCCGUUUUGGGCCCCAGCUAGUAGUGUCUGUGGCAGACCGUGACCUGGUGGCUGAGGUGCUGAGGGCCGAGGGCGUGGCCCCUCAGAGAGCUAACAUGGAGUCCUGGAAGGAGUACAGAGACAUGAGAGGACGUUCCACUGGUCUCAUCUCAGCUGAGGGAGAAGAUUGGUUGAAGAUGCGGAGCGUGCUCAGGCAGCUCAUCAUGCGUCCCCGUGACGUAGCCGUUUUCUCUGAUGAUGUGAACCAAGUGGUUGAUGACUUGAUCAAGAGAGUUUGUAUUCUGAGCAGCCAAGGGCCUGAUGGAGCAACUGUCCUUAAUGUGAAUGACCUCUUCUUCAAAUACGCAAUGGAAGGUGUGGCAGCCAUUUUAUAUGAGUCCCGACUAGGAUGUCUGGAAAAUGAGAUUCCCCAGGAAACCCAAGACUACAUCAGUGCGCUGCACCUCAUGUUCAGCUCCUUCAAGACAACCAUGUAUGCUGGUGCCAUUCCCAAGUGGCUCCGACCUGUUUUCCCCAAACCGUGGGAGGAGUUCUGUCUCUCCUGGGACGGCCUCUUCAAAUUCAGCCGCAUUCAUGUUGAUAAGAGGCUGACAGAGAUAAAGGCCCGGCUGGAGCGGGGAGAGGAGGUGAAGGGGGGACUGCUCACACACAUGCUUAUCACCAAGGAGAUGAACAUGGAGGAGAUCUACGCCAACUUGACGGAGAUGCUACUGGCUGGAGUCGACACGACAUCCUUCACCCUUUCAUGGGCCAGCUACCUGUUAGCGCGGCAUCCUCAUGUACAGCAGCAAAUCUUUACGGAAGUGACACAGACUCUUGGACCUGGAACAGUUGCCUCAGCCGCUGAUGUCCCUCGUCUGCCUCUCAUCAGAGGGCUAGUCAAAGAGACUCUCAGGCUUUUUCCAGUUCUCCCUGGCAACGGACGGAUUACCCAGGAUGACUUGGUGGUGGGCGGAUACUUCAUCCCCAAAGGGACUCAGUUGGCUCUUUGUCACUACUCAACGUCGUUCGAUGAAGAGAAUUUCCCUGACGCUUCAGACUUCCGACCGGAUCGCUGGAUAAGGAAAGAUUCCACAGAUCGUGUCGACAACUUUGGCUCGAUUCCUUUUGGCUACGGCAUCAGGAGCUGCAUCGGCAGGAGAAUAGCAGAGUUAGAGAUGCAUCUAGUUCUCACAAGGCUCAUUCAAAGAUUCCACAUUAGCAUGUCUCCUCUCACUGCUGAUGUCACGGCCAAAACUCAUGGCCUACUGUGCCCUGCUGCCCCUAUCCACCUGCAGUUCAUCGACAGGGAAAAGUAAACGCGGACUCCUCUCCACAAGGUCUACUGUACUGUAUGUUUUUAAAGCUCUGAUUCAUUAUUAGUUUUUUUUUUUUUAAUACACUGCCUUUAGUACAUCUUCCACUGUUAUGUUGUGAAUACUGAGCUGAGACUGAGGUUUUACUCAGGCAAGAAAUGUGUCUUAUCUCCUGUUUGUUGGUGAGGAGGACACAGAAUUGGACCACUAAUGUAAAGAUAAAAAGUUGUUCUAGGAAGUGUAUUAAUUGUACGUGGUGAAAACCACUGCAGUUUAGACUGUUACAUCUUCCAUUCAGUCUAUUCAAAAUAGUGAGUGAAAACAUGAACUAUACUCUAUGUACUCAAACUGUAUUUUAUGUUAAUGUGCAUAUCUGUGUGUAAUAAUUUGUGCUACCGCAUUAAUACAUAAUCACACUGUUUCCUCCCUUAGUUUAAGAGAGCAAUUCACUGAGAAUGUCGAUGGGCAACGAUGAAUGUACUGAAAAUGAGCUGUUUUAAGAAGUACAGUUUGUAUAUAAUAAGCUUUAUUUUAAGAUUGUGUGUUGUCCUUGUUGCAAGCCAAAACAUUGUUGCAGGUAGUUUUUUUGUCCAGUCUAUGUAAGAAAAUUUAAUUACUCAAGUGGCAUUACGUGAUUUUAAUCUAUGCACUGUAUAUUCAGGACACGUUAAAUACACAGUAAACAGAAAAAAAACAGUUUUUAGUAUUUUUUAAAUAUAAAUAUAGAGUUCUAGGGAAAAAAGCUUUUCGCUUUUUAAACUAAAAAGAAAUUUAAUCAUCCUUUGAGUUAGACCUAAUGAAUGAACCGUUAUAAACUUAAUUAAUUAAAAAGUAGACUAUUUGCUCAACUAAUGAAAUGUUUCUAUUUUUUCACACUUUAUAUUUGGAUCACAAUGUUUUCUGUGUUUCUGGUUUAUAUGUUGUUUGUGUGAAAACAAGUAUUUCACAAGAAAGUUGGAUACAUUAUGAUUUCACUAAGAGGGAUAGUGUAGGUUACAGAAGUGUUUUGCAAGGUGGAAGAGACAAGUUGUUGAGGUGCGCUAUUAUGAAGGAUUCCACUGGUUUGCAUGGAGGAAAAUGGAAACUUUUUUUAUCUUUGUAUUUAUCUUCUCUUUUGUCUUUCUGUACCUUUUUACUUUAGUCCCAGUGAAACUGGGAAACAAUAAAAAUGAUCUAAUUAUUAUUUUAAA